Molecule: messenger RNA, 604 nt
Organism: Cheilinus undulatus (humphead wrasse)
Lineage: Eukaryota; Metazoa; Chordata; Actinopteri; Labriformes; Labridae
Gene: uqcrh
Product: cytochrome b-c1 complex subunit 6, mitochondrial
Exons: 4
Coding region: 111-392 (93 amino acids)
Biological process (GO): mitochondrial electron transport, ubiquinol to cytochrome c
Source: RefSeq, a predicted model, not a curated record
CACUUCGUUUUCGCUGACUUUAUCGCUGCUCCUGCUCUCAUCUGACCCGCUGUGUCCUCUAACUCCAGAGAUCUGUCAGCCGGUCAUUUAAGGACAAGAUCGUCAAAACCAUGGUUUUUGAGGAGAAGAUGAUCAUGAACGGAGAGCCAGAGGAUGAGGAGGAAGAAGAGGAGGAGGAGGAGGAAGAAGAUAUGGUGGAUCCCAUUGAAGCUAUGCGACAGAAGUGUGAAGAGACAGAACACUGCGCUCACACGCGGGAGCGCCUAGAACAGUGUGAAACCAGAGUUGGCUCUCGGUCUGCGACUGAGGAGGAUUGUACUGAGGAGCUCUUCGACUUCUUGCAUGCUCGGGACCAUUGUGUGGCGCAUAAACUGUUCCACUCGGUCAAAUGAAGUCCCUCCUGAUUGUUCCACCAACGACUGAUGGCACUCUACAAGCAAUGAAUGGCCAAGACAACAUGGUUUUAAAUACAUCCAUAUGUGGACCUGCUGUAUGUUGUAACUUUAGAUGUGUACUAUACUAUAUUUACUGAUGUGAAGAUACUUAAGUAUUUAACGAGGUAACCUGAGGCAAAAUCCAUUAAAGUGAAUGGCUGUAGAACCUU